GCCGGCUUCCCGGGCUACCCGAUCAUGGCCGGCGUCCUGACCAACGGCGUCGACGAGACCCUCGAGUGGCUGCGCGAUUACGCCGCCGCGGGCGCGCAGUGGGGGCUCGUGUUGGUGCCCGGGUACUUUGGCGCCGCGGCGAACCAGGAGAAUAUCAGGGAGUGGUUCACCCUGAUUGCGGACAACAGCCCGCUGCCGAUCUUGAUCUACAACUACCCCGGCGUCACGAACAACGUCCUCGUCGCCCCGGAGACAUACACCGCGCUGGCAAGCCACCCCAACAUAGUCGGCUGCAAGAUGUCCCACGGCAACGUCUCGCACCACGUCCAAGUCUCCCUCGACCCGUCCAUCGACCACGCCAAGUUCCGCGUCUACAGCGGUUUCGGGCAGCAGCUAGGACCGAUCGUGCUGUUCGGCGCAGCCGGGGUGAUCGACGGCCUCGCGGCCUUCUACCCGAAGACGGUGGCACGCCUGAUGCAGCUCGUCUCCUCCUCGUCGUCCAGCGGCAACAUGGAGGAGGCGCGCCGCCUGCAGUACGCCGUGUGCCGGGCCGAGGAGUUCGUCGGGCGCUUCGGGGUCGUGGGCAUCAAGGAGGCCGUGUACCGCGUCACGGGGCUGGGCACGCUCGAGGGCGGGAGGCUGCCGCUCAAGGGGAGGCUGGCAGACGGCGAGUGGGAGAGGGCCAGGGCGGAGCUGCUGGUCGAGAUUGAGAAGACGGAGGCGGCGUUGUAGGGAUUGGGUGCGAUUGGCUGGAUGGGUAUGGUAUGUCUCUACUUUAUUUUACUAUUUGACGAGGCCUGGGGAAAUGUAGACGACUCCGGUUCGUCUAUCUAGGUAGGCAGGUAUGCUGCAACAAAAACUCCAAACAAUGGUUUAAUCUGGGACGAUACAAUCUAAAAGAGCAACAAGACAGAUGGCUUCUAUCGCAAAACAUGUCGAAAUAGGGGUAUUUUACUAGAUCAAGAAGAAAUGUCAUCAGAUCAGACGGG
Phialemonium atrogriseum is the source of this 989-nucleotide messenger RNA. RefSeq lists its product as uncharacterized. The transcript is spliced from 3 exons. The record is from RefSeq and is a predicted model, not a curated record. NCBI's taxonomy places the organism in Eukaryota, Fungi, Ascomycota, Sordariomycetes, Cephalothecales, Cephalothecaceae. Gene Ontology annotation, molecular function: 4-hydroxy-tetrahydrodipicolinate synthase activity. Bases 25 to 732 code for a protein of 235 amino acids.